UCCUUCUAAUUAAUAUGUUGUAUUUUGUCUGUAAAUAUAAUAAAUUCUGAAAUUUACUAAUUUUAUGUUUGUGAUACAUUACAAAGUGACAUUUUAUACCUAAGUUUGAUAUAUUAAUAAGUCGGACAAAGUGUUUGUGUCUACCAUCAUGGCUUCUCAUUCAGUCGAAAUUAAUCUGGGAAAUAAACACAAGCUUUAUAAUGACUUGAUAAAAAAAAGUAUCCAAGAUGAUAAAAUAAUCACAUCUAUUGAAAUUGGAGGUCCCGAUCUAGAAAAGUUUAUUGAAAUAGACUUUGCAUGCCAUAAAAGAGAUAUGAUUUAUUUUCUAAAUAUACUCAUGGGCGCAGACAUGCUCUUUGUAUCUAGAGCUAUAAAAAAAGGUCUUUGGAUACUUGAACCCGAAUAUGCCCACAUUAUAGAGCCAGAAUAUCUGCACACAAAGAUGUUUCCGAAAAUGACCGUGAAAGCGAAGAAUAAACUCAUGAAAUUUAUUAGAAUCAAUCUGAAAGAUGAAAUCCGUGUCGAAGCCUUUUUCAAAUACGAAAAAGACGUUAAAAAAGCAUUGAAGUGGUUACCUAAUUGUUCUUUGCCCUUUAUUAAAAAUAAUGUCAAGUUACAUGUAGCUGAUUUAAGUUCAAAUUUAUUUCAACGGCUAUGUGAAAAAUCUAUUGAUAUUCUUGAAAUUGGAAUUGAUAAUUACGAAGGUUAUAAAAGAGAUAAAUUGCAACUUGCCAUGGCUUUUUCAAAUACUAAUAUAAAUAAAUACUUAGAUGUAAUUGAAAAGACUCAAUAUUACGAUUAUCCUGUAUUCAAUCACAAAAUGACUAACGUGAUUAUGAAACAUUGCUCCGAACGGAUCAUAAAUAAUUUUGAAAAAUAUGCUAAUAAAAUAAAUAUUGCAACUUUUGUAAAAUAUUUAAAAAAAGAUAAUAUUAAAGAUUUUCUUUACACACAAGCUGAAAAAAUACCGAAAGAAGUACACCAGGUACUAUAUUAUCAGCUGUCACCCAUCUUUAAAUUUAAUACUUUAAAAUUUUUUAUAAGAGCAAUGCCAUUUAAUAACCGUUUUAACUUCGUCAAAUCAGUUUUUAUAGAUAAAGUGCACAUAAACAAAACAGGAGAACGUAUAUACAAUGAUUUAGAAAUUAAUAAAAUGAGGCAACUGUACAAAGUUGCUAAAGGCGAACAGUAUAAACACGAGUAUGUGUGGUAUGAAUUCGCGUCAUUCGAUGAGGCCUUUAUAGAAUUAGCAAAAUUAAUACGUGCUGAGUCGUCUCACAAACAAAAACAAUUGAUGUUAGAAGUACUAAUACUAUGCGUGAACAAUAAUAUACAACAUCUACAGAUUUUAUUACAAUACUACUGUGAUAAGCACAUCAAUGACAAAAUUGAGUAUCAAAUCAAUUUUGUUAAUAAAUUACUUUCUGAAACUGCGAUUCAGAAUUAUGAUGAAGAAACAUGGAAUUUGCUUAAUACUAUAUUUAAAAGUAUGGAUAUUUAUCUCGAAACGGAAGUUGAAUAUGACAAUAUAUUAGAAUGUAUUGAAGCAAUUAUUGUUCAUAACGUGCUUACAGACCAAGAGGUACCAAAGAUAAUAGAAAAACAUUUUGCAUUUAAUACUUUAAAGAAAUAUGGCGAUAAACUAAACAGCAUUGAUAAAGAAAAAAUUUUCAUUUAUUUAUAUAAUCUUAUGAUUAUAAAACUGAAUAACCAAAAAAAUAUAACUAAUAAAUUAGAAUUCGAAAAAAGCCUUAAUACAUUAUCUAAUAUUCUAAAUGUUUUAAAAGACUGGGAUAAAGAUAUUGCUGAUUAUCCAAUAGUACUUGAUAAGUUGAAAGAAUUCACUCAAUUAAAUAACAAAAAUGAAUGGGACGUUGAACUUUCAUUCUUAUAUAGCUUUAACAAGACUUGGAGAAAACAUAUGUUUGAGCAAUCUUUAAUUAUACAUCCAUCCGAAGAAGUAUGUAUAAAUGCAUUAAAACAUGAUCCAGAAUUAUUAGUGAAAUAUGAAAGUGUACUUAACACCAUAUCUUACAAAGACAAUGUGUCUUUAAGGCGGUUACAUAGCAAGUUACGAAUUUAUUGGCCCCAAACCUUGGCUAAAAAUAUAUCGGAUCAGUAUCUGAGUGCACUUGAUAAACCCGAUAAUCACAAUGCACUCACACGCGGACUCUGUGCAAUUCUACCUCAGGAUCAACUUCUUAAUAUUAUAAUGAAGUACACUCCCGAGGAGUCAAAAGUAAAUUGGGAUAAUAUUGAUGGUAAUUUAUUGAACUUACAAAAAUAUAUUGCUAAAAACAUGCAUAAAGCAAGACCUCAUCCGCCUCCGGACACAAUUUUAUUAUAUGCAAAAGGAGAUUAUCUUCAGUACGCUCUUCCAUCCCUUUCAGCUAUAUUUCAUAAUUUAAGCCCACUGUCUAGUAUAGAUCACAUACCCAAGUUACUAAAUUCUCCUGUAUCGUUACAGAAACAUGGCAUUCGAUUUGCAUUUGCUAAAUUACAAUCGGAUAAUAUUAAAAGCAUUUUCGAUAAUAUCUGGAAAACUACUAAAAACGUGACAAUACGCGCUAUUAUUUUUAAAUUUACCUAUAAUUUUAUUUGCCAUGAAGAAGAUCCAAACAAAAUUCAAGAAUUUUGGGAAUUAUUCGAGUUUUUUAUAGAUAAUUUAUCUUAUGAGGAAGAUAAUAAAAUUUAUGAGUUACUAGACAAAGUCGACAGUAUUCCUCUAAGUAUUAGACCUAAAUAUUUAGUGAAAUGUUAUAAUUUUUUGGUACGUUUAAUUAGUAACGCACCUAAUGAUAAGGCAAAAUAUGAAAUGAUGACUCGUAACCUCAUACAGAGUACUCGUACUAUAAUGGUGUUCAUGUGUCCAGAUUUUAUAACAGAAAGACUACAAGAACUUUUAAAAAAUAAGGAUAAUAAUUUAUCUGGGUACGUAUAUGAUGUAUUGUCAGCAUUCUUGUUAAGCGCUAAGAAUGAAGAAACUCAGAUAAAUCGUUAUGAAAAUAUUUUGUUACCAUAUAUGCAACUUUGUUUUUCUACCUGGCAAGAAGGUUGUACUAAAAGGAAUUUUGAAGCAGUACUUUCAAAAUUACAAUAUGAUUUGCGGGAUUAUGUUAUAGAAAAAAAAAUGUUCGUUCCGACAAAUCUAUUUUCAAAGAUACAAAGGGAAUUGGAAAGUUCAUUGUCAAAGGCAGACAACUAUUUAUUGCUUACUCGAUGGAAAGUUGUUGUAACGUUAGCUAAACUGAUAAAUAACGUCAAAACUUCUGAAUGGAAUGCAAUAUGCACGGAAAUAGCCCCAGAAUUGGGAAAAGCGUAUCAACAAUAUUUAAAAGAAGAUGUAGAAACACUUUUUCCAUGUAUUUAUAUAUUAUACUCUCGGGUAAUAGAUAGCACAUUGAUUUAUUUCACCAACAGUGCCAAACAGAAUGUUUACAUAUCUAUGCUUUCAGAUCAAAAUUUCAUACAAUCAUACCUCACUGUUAUCAACAUAACUUACGAUAAAUACGAUUCAGAUAAUAUAAAACAAUUGCGAAAAAUAUUUUAUGAACAUCCGUCUUCUGAAGUCAAAAUGCAUUAUUAUUAUGAAUUAGGCGAGGAGGAGUAAUUAGAAGAAAUAUUUGCUUAAACUAUAAACUAAGUACCUACAUUAAGCAUAUAUAGCAAUCACAUAUAUAAUAUAAGAUAUAGCAAUUAUACAAAAAUACAUAGAUAAGGAGAAAGCAUCUGAACAGAUUAUUCGGUCUUGUUGUUAAACAAACGUUAGUGUUUCUGAGUGAUAUAAUCGUACUAAAAACAAAUAAGUAUAAACUAAUAUUUAGCUUGUUAUUCAAUCUGAACUUUUGUCAGUAUGCCUACCUAUGACUUGCCUGUAAUGUUAUUGCAAUAAGUGUUGGAAAUCUUAAAAUUUUGUCUAUUAAUUAUUAAAUUAAUAAUAUAUGUAACUUCAUCUGUUAAUAAUUAAAGUUCAAGUAUUCAUAGAACUGAUGUAAUAGUAUUUUAAACAUUAUUUUUAAUAUUUAUUGUUUUUUAUAAUACUUACCUACUAGCACUAUUUUGUAAAAAUAAGUGAUUAAUUAACAAUAAACAAA
Achroia grisella is the source of this 4094-nucleotide messenger RNA. RefSeq lists its product as uncharacterized. NCBI's taxonomy places the organism in Eukaryota, Metazoa, Arthropoda, Insecta, Lepidoptera, Pyralidae. The transcript is spliced from 2 exons. Bases 149 to 3610 code for a protein of 1153 amino acids. The record is from RefSeq and is a predicted model, not a curated record.